AUGUGGAUCCUACCUCUAGUAGGAUACCUAGGGGUGAUAGUAGGCUUCGCCUUCCUCACCCUAGCUAUCGCAUCGGGCCUAUACUACCUCUCCGAGCUUGUCGAGGAACACACCGUCCUCGCCAGCCGCCUCCUAAGCCGCCUCAUAUACACGAUAAUCGGCAUCCAAGUCCUCCUCGUUCUAAUUGAUCGCUUCCCAAUCUCGCUCUCCCUCCUCAGCAUCCUCUCGCACCUCGUCUACGCCAGCAAUCUGCGCCGUUUCCCAAUCGUCAAACUGACCGAUCCAUUCUUCAUUCUAUCUUGCGUGCUCGUCCUCCUCAACCACUGGCUAUGGUUCCGCCACUUCUCGAAGCCGCUGCCUGCGUCCCGGCGCAAUGAGGGUAAUUGGCGCCAGCCGUACCAGGUUGACUACGAGGAUAUGCCGUCUUUCUCGGAGGUGGCCUCGUAUUUCGGUCUAUGUGUCUGGUUGGUUCCGUUCGCGCUGUUUGUUAGUCUGAGUGCAGGCGAGAAUGUGCUGCCUAGUAUGGGCUCUGAAUAUGCCACUGGCGAGCAUACAUCGUCCGGGCUUGGUCACAGCCGCGGUCCGUCUGAUGGAAAGGCGAAGAAUAAGGGUAUGGCCAAGGCUUUGGUGGAUAAUGUGCGGGACUGGACUCGGGAAAAUGGUGAGCUGCUGGGUUUCUGGCGGGGAGAGCGCACGAGGCGGUUCUAG
Penicillium subrubescens is the source of this 708-nucleotide messenger RNA. RefSeq lists its product as uncharacterized. Gene Ontology annotation, biological process: endoplasmic reticulum to Golgi vesicle-mediated transport. The record is from RefSeq and is a predicted model, not a curated record. Gene Ontology annotation, cellular component: COPII-coated ER to Golgi transport vesicle; Golgi membrane; endoplasmic reticulum membrane. Gene Ontology annotation, molecular function: COPII receptor activity. The coding region runs from base 1 to 708 and encodes 235 amino acids. The transcript has 2 exons. Lineage: Eukaryota; Fungi; Ascomycota; Eurotiomycetes; Eurotiales; Aspergillaceae.